AUGUCUUUUCUCGCCAUUGAGGGCUGCCACGCGUUCGUAACCGGAGCACAAGGCGGCAUCGGAAGCGCAAUCGUGGAGGAGCUCUUAGCAAACGGCUGCAAAGUGUCAGCCCACGACCUCCGCCCGCCCAAAGAAGCACCAGCAGAAGGCGUCUUCACCAUCGAGGGCGACAUCUCAGACGAAGCCUCCAUCUCAAAAUCCAUCCAAGACGCCGUAGCACACUUCGGCCCAAUCAACAUUCUCUGCGCCAAUGCGGGCAUCACCAACGAGCAAAGUCACCCGAACAUAUGGGAGCUCCCACUGGAGACCUGGGAGAGUGUCUACCGCGUCAACGUGCGAGGAACGUUCCUAACAAUCAAACACUUCCUCCAAGCCGCCAUCAAAGCCCAAGAAAGCUCAGGCACCGAACUCUCCAACCUCGCUAUCGUAGUGACAGGCAGCGAAUGCGGUAAGUUCGGCCAAGCAGGUCAUGCCGAAUAUGCCAGUGGCAAAGCUGCAUUACAGUACGGCCUUGUGCCGACUGUGAAGAAUGAAAUUGUACGGAUCAAUUCGAAGGCACGGAUCAAUGCUGUUGCGCCCGGGUGGGUCAACACAGAUCUCAUUGGUGAUCGUCUGGAUGACCCGCGAGAGUUGUAUCUUGAGGCUCAGGGUACUGCGAGUCUGAGGAAGAUUGCGCAGCCGGAGGAUGUGGCGAGGACGGUUGCGUUCCUUGCUAGUCAUAGGGCGAGUGGGCAUAUGUCUGGGCAAUGCCUCAGCGUCGACGGCGGCAUGGAGGGGAGGAUUGUGUGGAGAGAGGAUGAGGUUAUGGAUUCGAAUUUCAAGGGCAAAAAAGUGUAG
Fulvia fulva is the source of this 837-nucleotide messenger RNA. RefSeq names its product 3-oxoacyl-[acyl-carrier-protein] reductase, chloroplastic. The record is from RefSeq and is a predicted model, not a curated record. NCBI's taxonomy places the organism in Eukaryota, Fungi, Ascomycota, Dothideomycetes, Mycosphaerellales, Mycosphaerellaceae. The coding region runs from base 1 to 837 and encodes 278 amino acids. The transcript is spliced from 3 exons.